Messenger RNA from Ectocarpus siliculosus, 408 nucleotides. Lineage: Eukaryota; Phaeophyceae; Ectocarpales; Ectocarpaceae. The record is from the annotation of a GenBank genome assembly.
AUGGCGAGCGCCUCGGAGAUAGAGCUUUCUCAAGCCCACGAGCAACUUCGACGCAAGACGGUGAAGCACAGAGUGGGGAAGCUCGAGGGCGUUGGCGAAGACGAGAGCGUGGACAUCGGCGGCGUGAAGGACGUCGCCAUCGACUUCCUGGCGGGGGUGGUCUCGGGCAUUUCCGGGAUAGUCGUGGGGCAGGCCGCCGCUGACCCGAUGGACCCGAACACGCGGAGCAUGACGGCGUGCUUCCGGCACGUGUACAAGACGGCCGGCGGCGGCGUACCGGGAGUGAGGCGCUUCUUUCGAGGGGUUUCGACGACCGUGGUGCGCGCGGUGCCCGUGAACGCCGCCAUCUUCCCCACCUUCGAGUGGACGGUGAAGGUGUUGAAUAAGGCUUUCCCUUCUUCCAGCUGA